Messenger RNA from Puntigrus tetrazona (Sumatra barb), 2682 nucleotides. RefSeq names its product non-muscle caldesmon-like. Gene Ontology annotation, biological process: muscle contraction. The record is from RefSeq and is a predicted model, not a curated record. NCBI's taxonomy places the organism in Eukaryota, Metazoa, Chordata, Actinopteri, Cypriniformes, Cyprinidae. Gene Ontology annotation, molecular function: myosin binding; actin binding; calmodulin binding.
UGUCUGAAAGCAGACCGAGUGCCGCGUGGAUCUCUCCUCAAAAGCUUGAGUGUCUGAGGAAAGAGAACGUCAGCGUUUGUGAAUCAGAUUCCACGGAAUACAAAACCCUCCAAGAAUUCCAAGCUCGGAGAAGAAAGAACAAUGUCAAGUGCAAUCACAAGACGAAGCUCCAGCAAGCAAGGCUUGCAGAACCUUCUGAGAGUGACGGCUCAGCGAAGUAUCGAAGAUGCCGAGGAGAUCGAGAGAGAAAGGCGACGCCGAGCCCGGGAGGCCUUCCGCAAUCAACAAAGCCUGUCUGGAUCCGCCAGUUCCCCUCAGGACAGUGUAAACCCACCUGAGACCGGCCUCUAUGAAAGGGACUUCAAACCUAGCAGUCCGACUGCUGUGGAUGAGGAUGAAGGUUUUAGUGACUGGACCCAGAAGCUGGAACGGAGAACAAGGUCUAGAAUGGCUGAAAACGGCAGUGGAGAACAGUUACAACAGGAGGAGAAAGACGUGAGAGAGAGAUCUAGGCAAAACGACAAAAGCUUCAACACUUCCAUACAGUAUCAGCAAAUACAGGACAGAGAGGACGAGGAGAAAAGACCAGAGAUGAGGAGGAGCGCUGAGAGGGUGAGCAGCCCGAAACCAGAGGAAUGGCAUGACGACAGCAAAAGAACAGGAAAUAAACAACAGGAAAUAAAACCACAGAUGGAGAACAAGAUUAAAGAGGAGAGGAAGGAGGUGAAGGUGUCAUACAUGUCGAAAGUCUUCCUACAGCAAGACAGAAUGCCCAAUGGCAAUGGAGAGGCAGCUGCAGAGGAAAUGACAUCACAUCUGGUCAGAACCAAAAGAUCACCCAGCAGGACUGUAGAUGCAGAUCAGAUCCCUGAGACUAAGAAGGAUAUGCAGGCUGGUCUGGAGACCGAGCUGAAGCUUGAGAAGAUCAGACGUAGCCACCAGGAGAAGGAGAGCCAGGAAAUGGAGCACCUACGGCAGCGUCAGGCCGAGGCUGAGCUGGAGCUGGAGGAGCUGAAGAAGAAGAGAGAAGAACGACGCAAGGCUCGUGAAGAGGAGGAUCGGAAGAGAGAGGAAGAGGAACAGCAGAAACUUGCCAAGAAAGAGGAGGACAAGAGACAGAUGAAGGAGGACAUUGAGAGGAGGAGGAUGGAAGCAGCUGAGAAGAGAAUGAAGAAUCUCAACAUCACACCUACAGAUGGCGAUGAUCCAUUUAACCCUCUAAACCCCAUAAGUCCAACUUUCAAGAUCACAGAGAGAACUGAAUCCUUGAAUCGAUCUUUAAAGAAGAGUAACAGUUUCAAGAAGACCCAGAGACCUGUUCUUCUGCCCAAGAUUGAUGACAAACUGGAACAAUACACUCAUGCAAUUGAGAUCUCCUCUAAAGACGCAAAAUUGACUAAGUCUGCGACAGUGGACGUGCCCGGUUUCUCUGCGGUGGCCUCUAAGAAAAACCUGUUUGAAGCAGGAGAGGCCUGGAGUCAAAGCAGCCCGAAAGGAUCGCCUCUGAAGGAGACAGACUGCGUGAAAGUGGGUGUAUCGAACCUGAUUAACCAAUGGGUGAAAGGAAGUCCUGAAGGCGGGAACAGACACUCCCUUUCCACACCAUCUGAUGUUAAACCUGGAGAUGUUCUGCAGAAAAAGAACAUGUGGGAAAUUAUUGGAGAAUGUUCUACAGGAGAGAGGUCAGGACUGGGAGGAAAGGGCUCCUCUUCAAGUAAACGGUACAAGUUUGUUGUGACAGGCCACGGAAAAUACGAGAAGAUUUCCACUGAGGGUGAUUAUUACAGUGUCUACCCGAAUGGAAAAACAAGUGAUUUUUCCAGCGAUCACUUGUGAGGAAUUUCUUUCCUGAUUCACCAAGAACACAUUAAUUGACAUAUAUGUAGUACAAUAUUUCUAUCAACUUUUCAAAACAUAUGGAAGUAACAAUUAGAAUGACAUUGUUUGUGUUGUUUUUUUUUUAUGAUGGUUCCAUUUUUGACUGUUCUAAUGGCAUGGCUUUGAUAUGUUUUUCUACAAUCUAUUUGUCACACACACACACACAUAUAUAUAUACACAUGUAUCAUUCUCAGAAAUCUGACUGAUUGCAACAGAAUAUAAAGUUUUAGUCUCUUUUAGUCUUCCGCAGUAUCGCCUGCAGUAUUUGUGCUGAUAUUAUGCCCACUUUUAACUUCUUCUAAUGUACUUCUAAAGUAUGAGUAUAAACUGAAUGUGAAUGUCAAAUAGAACAAAGUCAUGACUUUUGUUAACUGUUUUUAUAUUGAUUAUCUAUGCUAUUUUUAUACUAUGGCACAUUGUUUGAUUUAUAUAGACUUGAAUAGAUGAACUGUAGAAUAAUCCAAAAACAUAUUUCAACAUUCCUGCAGCUUAUUCUUAUUCAUUUUAAGCCACAACCAAUGUUUUACUGUCAUAUUUUAUUACAAAUAUGACACCGAUUUACUUACCUCUCAGCUCUUGUUAUUCAUAGUUUUGCAUAAAGCAUAAUUGACUACACUUUUUGGUUUUCAUGAAAACACUGGAAUUACUCCAUUUAUCAUAUUUAUAAUACUAAAAUAAACAUGUUUGUUUAGGUAUGAGCAUUUUGCUACCCAAUGGUGUUAAGAAUGGUUAAAAUGAGAAUGUCAUUUAUAGGCAAUUGCAGCUUUUAUUUUCAAUAAAUUUGAUAUUUUGUAUGAUUCUUAA